Cyprinus carpio (common carp) is the source of this 4818-nucleotide messenger RNA. Its product is annotated as NACHT, LRR and PYD domains-containing protein 12-like. The record is from RefSeq and is a predicted model, not a curated record. The transcript has 10 exons. Bases 575 to 3898 code for a protein of 1107 amino acids. Gene Ontology annotation, molecular function: protein binding. Lineage: Eukaryota; Metazoa; Chordata; Actinopteri; Cypriniformes; Cyprinidae.
ACCAUGAUACUGAAUGAUUAUCAUAUCCUUAGUAUUUAUGUUUAUAUUAUGUUUUUAGUGAUUGUCACUCAUUAGACUGCAGGGGAAAAAACGCUUUUGACCACAGUCUCGGACCGAGUCCCAAAACACACUUGUAGCCAAUCAGCAAUAAAGGGGCGUGUCUUGUAAUGAUAGAGAGAGAAGAGAGCUCUCAGUUUGAAUGCACAGUACAGAUAUUAGCUGAUUGAGUAUAGAUAUAGACAGAUGGCAGAUAAAAAAAGAGGAAAAUAUCAGAGAAACAAAACAUUAAAAAGAAGGGUUAUGAUCAGGCAGCAGGACCUGUGUAAAUAUCGGAGCAUCUUUCCAGCGGUGGAGAGAACUCAAGGAGCGGGAAGGGCUCAAAUCAGAUGCUGAGGUUGCAUUAUUUCUUCUUGACAGGUUUCUUCAGGAAACCAGUUGAACUUGUUCUGUAAAGUGAAAGAGAUUUCAGAUCUACUGUUCAACAUGACAGUUCAGAGGAGAAAAUAGAAAGACCUACAAAUAUAAUUUGCGAACAGAACUCUUUUUGGAGACGCAGAAGAAGACUGGUAGUAAAAUGAGUUUCUAUCAGAAGAGAAAGGAGGAGGAUGUUGAUCACUCUCAGUACCAGAGAGCAGAAUCUCCAGAGCCCAGCUGUGUGUCUAUGAGGAGUGAUGAAUCCCUGCUAUUGCCCCCUGAACUCAGUGAUGGACCUCUUAACCCCAGCGAUGAUCAGCCUGGAGACCAGGUUCCUCCUCAACCACCGAAUGAUGAACUACAAAGAGUUAAAGACCAGCACAAAACCAGCAUGAAGAACAAGUAUGAGAGAUUUUUUGAGGGAAUCAAACUCCGGGAGAAUGAAACCCUACUGAACAGGAUCUACACACAGCUCUACAUCAUAGAGGGAGAGAAAGAAGGAGUGAAUGAAGAACAUGAGGUUUUACAGAUGGAGAAAACAGCCAGAACAAAACACUCACAAGACACUCAAAUCUACUGCAAUGACAUCUUUAAAGUCUCAGCUGAAGCAGGAUGUGAGGAGCAAGAGCAGAUCAAGACCGUUCUUACGAAAGGCAUCGCUGGAAUCGGAAAAACCGUCUCUGUGCAGAAGUUCAUUCUGGACUGGGCCGAGGGAAAAGCCAAUCAGGAUGUAGAUUUCAUGUUUGUGCUUCCAUUUCGAGAGCUGAACUUGAUCCGAGAUCAUCAGUACAGUCUUCACAAACUUCUGCUGGACUUUCAUCCUGAACUUCAAGAUCUGGACUCACAGAUUUAUGAUGAGUGUAAAGUUGUGUUCAUCUUUGAUGGUCUAGAUGAAAGCAGAAUCACACUGAAGUUUUCAGACGCUCAGAAAGUUUGUGAUGUGACUGAGAUUUCAUCAGUGGCUGUGUUGAUGUCAAACCUCAUGAAAGGAGAGCUGCUUCCCUCUGCUCUCAUCUGGAUCACCUCCAGACCAGCAGCAGCCAAUCAGAUCCCCUCCAAAUACAUCCACCGUCUGACGGAAAUUCAGGGAUUCACUGAGCCUCAGAAGGAGGAAUAUUUCAGGAAGAGAAUCAGUGACCAGCAUCAAGCCAGCAGAAUCAUCUCACACAUCAGAAGAGCAAGAAGCCUCCACAUCAUGUGCCACAUCCCCGUCUUCUGCUGGAUCUCAUCCACUGUGCUUCAGAAGCUCCUGGAAGAAGAUCUGAGUGCAGAAAUCCCUCAAACUCUGACUGAAAUGUACAUCCACUUCCUGCUUAUUCAGAUCAACAUGAGGAACCAGAAGUAUAAAGAGAGAGAUCCAGAGAAACUCCUACAGUCCAACAGAGAAGUGAUUGUGAAACUUGCUGAAGUGGCUUUCAAACAGCUGAUGAAGGGCAAUGUGAUGUUCUAUGAGGAGGACCUGAUUGAGAGCGGUAUAGACGUCUCUGACGCCUCAGUGUAUUCUGGGAUUUGCACUGAGAUCUUUAAGGAGGAAUCUGUGAUUCAUCAGAAGAAAGUAUACAGCUUCAUUCAUCUGAGCGUUCAGGAGUUUCUCGCUGCUUUCUAUCUGUUUUACUGCCAUCUGACAAAGAAUAAGGAGCCAUUGCAGGACAUUAAUUAUGAAAGAUACAGUUCUGAGGAAAACUCUUUGUAUGAUCUACUAAGAUCAGCAGUAAAUAAAGCUCUUGAGAGUGAGAAUGGACACCUGGAUCUGUUCCUGCGGUUCCUGCUGGGCGUCUCACUGGAGUCCAAUCAGAGACUCUUACAGGAUCUACUGACACACACAGAGAACAGCUCAGAGAGCAUCAGAGAAACCACACAGUACAUUAAAGACAAGAUCAAGAAAAAAGACUAUAUCAUGAAACUCUCCAUUGAAAGAUCCAUCAAUCUGUUCCUCUGUCUGCUGGAAGUGAAAGAUCAGACUCUGUCCAGAGAGAUUCAGGAGUUUGUGAAAUCUGAUAAAAACUUAGAGAAUGAACUCACUCCUGCUAACUGCUCAGCAAUCGCCUACAUGCUUCAGAUGUCAGAGGAGCCGCUGGAUGAGCUGGACCUCAUGAAAUACAACACAACAAAUGAGGGUAGAGGAAGACUGAUACCAGCUGUGAGCAACUGCAAAAAAGCUCUACUUACUGGAUGUUACCCUUUUGAUCAGCACUGUGAAACUGUGUGUUCCGCUCUCCAAUCAUCAAACUCUCAUCUGUGUGAGCUGGACCUGUGUAUAAAUGACCUGAAGGAUUCAGGAGUGAAGCUGCUUUCUUAUGGGCUGGAGAGUCAAAACUGUCAGCUGGAGAUACUAAGGCUACAUGGGUGUAAUCUCACUGCUCAAUCUUGUGAGUGUUUGUCAUCAGUUUUACAAUCAUUAACCUCCCAUCUGAGAGAGCUGGACCUGAGUAACAAUGACCUGCAGGAUUCAGGAAUGAAGUUUCUUUCUGAUGGACUGAAGAGUCCAAACUGUCAGCUGAAGAUACUAAGAUGUUCCAUAUGUAAUCUCACUGCUCAAUCUUGUGAGAGUUUGUCAUCAGUUUUACAAUCCUCAACCUCCUGUCUGAGAGAUCUGGACCUGAGUAACAAUGACUUGCACAAUUCAGGAGUGAAGCUUCUUUUUGAUGGACUGAAGAGUCCAAACUGUCAGCUGGAGAUACUGAGGUUGUCUGGCUGUAUGGUGACAGAGGAAGGCUGUGGUUAUGUGUCUUCAGCUCUGAGUUCAAACCCCUCACACCUGAAAGAGCUGGAUCUAAGUUACAAUCACCCAGGAGAUUCAGGAGUCAAGCUGCUGUCUGAAAAACUGGAGGAUCCAAACUGCACACUGUGCAAACUCAUUGUGGAUCAUGGAGGAGAAUCCAGGAUUACAGCAGGACUACACAAAUAUGCCUGUUUUCUCACACUGGAUCCAAACACAGCGAACACUGAACUCAUUCUGUCUGAGAAGAACAGACAGGUGACAAAUGUGAGAGAGGAGCAGCCGUAUCCUGAUCACCCAGACAGAUUUGAUGAGUGUGAGCAGGUGUUGUGUAGAGAGAGUGUGUCUGGACGCUGUUACUGGGAGACUGAGUGGGGUGCUGAUAGAUGUGUGUGUAUAUCAGUGUCAUAUAAGAGCAUCAGCAGGAAAGGAGAGGGUAAUGAGUGUUUAUUUGGUGCUAAUGAUCAGUCCUGGAAUUUGGAGUGCCUUCCCUCCGGUUACCUAUUCAGACAUAAUAAUAUAUGGACUGAUCUCCCUGUACAGCCCAUCAGCAGUAGAACAGAAGUGUAUGAUGAUAACAGUAUAAUGCGACAGUGUUUGGUUCAUGGGAGAAUAGGAGUGUAUGUGGAUCACAGUGCAGGAACUCUGUCCUUCUACAGCGUCUCUGACACAAUGAGCCUCAUCCACACAGUCCAGACCACAUUCACUCAUCCGCUCUAUCCUGGGUUUUAUCUUUGUCCUGAAUCGUCAGUGAAACUGUGUUGAUUAAUCAGAAUAAAUUGAUUGGAGAUUCUACCCAUAAUGCUUUGAGCUGCAUGGUAAAUCAGUAACAGUAAGAUGUUAUAGGGUCGCCAGGAUGAAUGGAAAUGUAUAUAUGCAUGUAACAAAGUUCAAGAAAGCGGGAACGGGCAAACGUAACUUAAUAACAAAACCAUAAACAGCACAAUGAAAGUUAGCAGCAGCCACCUCACGGCAUUACUUCAGUGCGUAUCUGUCUCUCUGUGUUUGUGCUCUGGAAAGCUUCAAAUGUUUUUAUUUACAACAUGUUUUUGCAGCACAUACAGUACAUUAUCACAGACAUAUCUGUUAAUUUCUGGAGACAAUUGCAUAUCAGAGGCUUUUCAAUCAGAAUCCACUUACUUCUCAAAAUGCCAGAGUUUUUGUUCAGUCCUGAGUUCUGCAAGGUCAUUAUAACAAAUAAAGUGUAGACACGAUGUAAAUAAGAGACUUCUUGUGCAGUGUAGAGAAAUUAAUGGAUUAUAAUGGAAUUUUCUGAGAUCAUGAUAACAGAAAUGAGUGACAGCUCAGUGAUUAUUAAGGGAGCAUUAUAUGCGCUUUGUUGGAUUUAGAUAAUCUAUUCAGAAUUUGAAUAAAGGUAAAAAAAAAAAAAAAAAAGUGAGUCACAUAUAUACAUUUAUGCUUUUACUGUCAUGUCAAUAAUUUGUAUUUGUAAUCAUUACUAUCAAAAUUAUCUUUCAAUUGAAAUGUACCUUUAACAAUCAUGAUUAACAUUAAGACAUUUUAUAAUUCAUGUUUUUUUUUUUUUUUUUUUGCAUAAUUAAUAAAACACAAUGACAAAUCAUUUUGAGAUAAAAUUUUAAUUGAUGAUGUAUAAGUAAAAUGUCUGAAUACUGUAUGAAUCAUGAAUAUUGUUGGAUCAUGGAAUAAAGACACUGGGAGUCUGA